AUGAAAUUCGAAAUAGCGCAAUCCUGGGCCUUGGCCAGUCUCGCCACGAGUGUCCUUGCAGCACCUCAAAAACGAUCUGCCUGGUCCACACUCCUCGGCCAGUUGGACUAUUACGCACAGUGGUCCACAGCAGCCUACUGCUCUGGAAACACUGAUGGUGCAAACAAGGUCGUUUCUUGUUCUGCCGGUAACUGCCCAGAUGUGCAAGCCGCAAACACGGCACUGCUCAACGCGGCACUGCUCAACGAAUUCGACAACACGAAUUCUUACGGUGACGCAUCGGGCUUUCUCGCAGCUGACAACACAAAUCAACACAUUGUGCUCUCCUUCCGUGGCAGCCGUACUUUCAGCAACUGGAUCGCUGAUAUCAGUACGGCACUUAUUCCUAGCUCACUCUGCAGCGGCUGUCAAGUACACCAGGGGUUCUGGGACGACUACCAGACAGUCGCAUCCACGCUGAAUACGCAAAUUGACUCGGCGCAGAAGGCAUAUCCCGGCUAUGCGCUCGUCGUCACCGGGCAUAGUCUCGGCGGUGCCUUGGCAAUGCUGUGCGGGACGGGCUUGCAUAACCAGGGCUACACGCUGACCACUUAUACCUACGGCCAGCUGCGCGUGGGAAACCUUGCCUUGGCAAAAUAUAUCACGAACGUCGAUACCCAGUGGCGUGUCACACACACUGAUGAUACAGUUCCCAAGCUCCCUUCGAUGACAGCGGGAUUCAGCCAUUCUAGCCCUGAGUAUUGGAUUACCAGCGGCAAUAAUGUGACAGUGACCACCUCCGAUAUCCAGGUAAUUACGGGAAUUGACUCUACUGCCGGUAAUGCGGGUACGACUACUUCGAGUACCUCGGCACAUAACUGGUACUUACUCUAUAUUGACGGAUGCACUUAA
This is a messenger RNA of Penicillium subrubescens, 891 nucleotides long. RefSeq names its product lipase family protein. Lineage: Eukaryota; Fungi; Ascomycota; Eurotiomycetes; Eurotiales; Aspergillaceae. The transcript is spliced from 4 exons. Gene Ontology annotation, biological process: lipid metabolic process. Bases 1 to 891 code for a protein of 296 amino acids. The record is from RefSeq and is a predicted model, not a curated record.